Molecule: messenger RNA, 1092 nt
Organism: Arctia plantaginis
Lineage: Eukaryota; Metazoa; Arthropoda; Insecta; Lepidoptera; Erebidae
Source: the annotation of a GenBank genome assembly
AUGAAGGAGCUAAGUGGCGUUAGUGUACGUUCGGUGUCCGCGCACGCGUCUUAUAGCGCCUUGGAGUCUUGUGUCACUUUUUUUUUGUGUAAAGUGAAUUCUGCCUACAAGACACUAACCAUGUUAGAGGGAACCAAGAUCAACUCACCUUCACAAAUGGCGAGCGUUUUCGACAUUGCCAAGGACACCGUCCUAUUUCUCGUAUUAUCUUGUUACUACAUCCUUGAGUCGCUAUUCUGGACUUUAGUACCAAAUGCAAUAAGGCCUAUGAAAAGUCUUAAAAGUGAUGUAGUAUUGGUGACUGGAGGCGGAGGCGGUGUUGGGCGCCACCUAGCGCUGAAACUUGCAAGACUUGGAGCAAAAGUGGUCGUUUGGGAUAUCAGCAAAGAAGGUUUGCAGAAGACUUGCGCAGCAGUAAUAGACGAAGGCUACGAAAUCGCAAGCUACGUCGUAGACCUAGCUGACCGUAGCGCUGUCUACUUAGCCGCUGAAAAGGUCAAGAGAGAGGUUGGAAAAGUGGAUGUGUUAAUUAACAACGCUGGCACAGUAUUUGGUGAAACACUAUUGGACCUAUCGGACAACGCUAUUGAAACAACUUACAAAGUCAACAUCCUCUCGCAUUAUUGGACGGUCAAAGCCUUCCUACCUGAAAUGAUCAACACCGGCAAGGGACAUAUCGUGACAGUUGGCUCCGUUGCCGGAUUACUGGGCACGUACCGCUGCACUGACUACAGCGCCACCAAAUUUGCUACUGUUGGCUUCCAUGAAAGCCUCUUCACCGAGCUAAGAGCUCACGGCCACAACACAAUCCAUGCUACCCUAGUGUGCCCAUACUACAUAAAUACGGGUAUGUUUGACGGCGUCACUCCUCGGCUUAUGCCAAUGUUAGAGCCGGACUACGUGGCGGAGACCAUGAUCGAUUCCAUCAGGAAGAAUGAAGUCAAUUGCAUAAUGCCUGGUUCAGUCAGAUACCUUUUGCCUUUAAAGUGCCUCCUCCCAGCGAAAAUGUGCUGGGAUCUGAUGCACCGCGUGAUGAAAGGACCACAGUCUAUGAUGGAGUUCAAGGGAAAGCCUAAGGCUGUAACUCAAUGA